Molecule: messenger RNA, 1581 nt
Organism: Penicillium malachiteum
Lineage: Eukaryota; Fungi; Ascomycota; Eurotiomycetes; Eurotiales; Aspergillaceae
Product: MFS transporter
Exons: 2
Coding region: 1-1581 (526 amino acids)
Biological process (GO): transmembrane transport
Cellular component (GO): membrane
Molecular function (GO): transmembrane transporter activity
Source: RefSeq, a predicted model, not a curated record
AUGGAAACGACAAUGGAUCCAAUCCCCAGUCCGAAUGGAGCGGAAUCAACAACUGACUCCGAAGUUCACUGGAAUGAACUCCAUAAACCUCCUACGCAUCAUGAUAACGACCCAGAGGCUCUUACUCGCCUAGAGACAUCACAGUCACAUAUGUCACCUCCUGAAUCACUCUCAAAGGAGAUAAUGUUUGUCAGUGUUGUGUGUAUGGCACAGUUCAUGACACAGUGCGGUCUCUGCAUGUCUAUUGCGCCUGUGCAUAUCAUCGGAGAUAGUUUCGCCACCACAAACCCCGCGUCAUUAAGUUGGUUUGCAGCCGCAUACAGCUUGACUGUCGGUACUUUUAUCCUGGUUGCUGGUAGACUGGGUGAUGUGUACGGCCAUCGUCGUCUUUUUAUCAUCGGCUUUAGCUGGUUCAGUCUUUGGUCUCUUCUGGCAGGAUUCAGCGUUUAUUCGAAUGAAAUAUUCUUCGAUUGUUGUCGUGCUCUUCAAGGAAUUGGACCUGCUAUGCUGUUACCCAAUGCUAUUGCAAUCCUCGGCCGAACCUAUCCACCUGGUCUGCGAAAAGAAAUGAUCUUCAGUUUAUUUGGUGCUACCGCGCCUGGCGGAUUUAUCGUCGGAGGUGUCUUUUCUUCUCUCUUCGCUCAACUUGUGUGGUGGCCAUGGGGUUAUUGGGUUCUCGCCAUCGUCUGUGCUGUUUUAGCCCUACUUGGAUGGAUCGUUAUCCCGAAUACACCGACGCCGAAAUUCGAAGAUGAUUUGCGCUUCUGGCAGCGACUUGACUUAGUCGGUGGCGCGGCUGGCAUCUCCGGUUUGGUUCUGAUCAAUUUUGCUUGGAACCAAGCUGCAUUGGCAGGAUGGAAAGAACCAUAUUGCUAUAUUCUUCUCAUUAUUGGGUUUAUCUUUUUGGGUGCUUUUGCAAUGGUGGAACGCACAGCUCUGUGUCCAUUGCUACCUGGUUCAGUCUUCACUGGAGAUCUAGCAUGGGUCUUGGGUUGUAUUGCGGCCGGAUGGUCCAGCUUCGGUAUUAUCAUUUAUUAUUUCUACCAGUUUAUGGAGGUGAUUAAGGGUGAUUCACCCUUACUAGCUACAGCCAAGUGGUCUGGUGCGGCUGCCAGCGGUGCGAUCGCAGCACUAGUCACCGGAUUCUUGCUCGGUCGCCUGCCACCCAGUGUCAUCAUGUUCUGCGCAAUGGCUUUCUUCACAGCGGGAUUAUCAAUUUUUGCCACCGUACCUGUCCACCAGACUUACUGGGCUCAAGCAUUCGUCGUCAGCUUGAUCACCUCUUGGGGAAUGGAUAUGUCCUUCCCAUCUGGGACUCUUAUUCUGAGUAACUCAAUGCAUCGCCACCAUCAAGGGCUUGCGGCAUCUCUAGUGGCCACAACUGUCAACUAUUCUAUCUCACUUGGGCUCGGAUUUGCGGGUACGGUGGAGACUCACGUCAAUGAUGGCGGCAACAAUGUGCUGCGAGGUUAUCGUGGAGCUCUCUACAUGGGAAUUGGACUUGCAGGACUGGGUUUAUUCGUCUCAAUCUGCUUCAUGUUCUCCAGCUGGAGACGUUGCCGCGCUGAGCGCCAAAAGUGA